Molecule: messenger RNA, 4810 nt
Organism: Thunnus maccoyii (southern bluefin tuna)
Lineage: Eukaryota; Metazoa; Chordata; Actinopteri; Scombriformes; Scombridae
Gene: smc1a
Product: structural maintenance of chromosomes 1A
Exons: 26
Coding region: 262-3957 (1231 amino acids)
Biological process (GO): sister chromatid cohesion
Cellular component (GO): chromosome; nucleus; cohesin complex
Molecular function (GO): ATP binding; DNA binding; ATP hydrolysis activity
Source: RefSeq, a predicted model, not a curated record
UGGCGCAUUGUUGUCACAACCGCAUCGCGUCUUUUUGAAUAAGAUUCACGAAGCUGUCUAAAUUAUUAACCUCACGAUGCGUUUCAUAAUGUGACGAAAGAUUGCUUAAGCAAUAGACAGAGAGGUUCAUUCAGUUUCGUGCAUGCUUCUUCUUUGAGACAGCUUGUUGUCGGUAAACAUCGGUUGUUAGCAUUAGCAAGCUAACAUUUUACUAGCAGACGUUCUCUGUAUUUUCAGAAGAGCGGCACAAAUAUAACGACAAUGGGUUAUUUAAAACUGAUAGAGAUUGAAAACUUCAAGUCUUAUAAAGGAAGACAGAUCAUUGGACCUUUUCACAAGUUCACUGCAAUCAUCGGACCCAAUGGAUCUGGAAAGUCCAAUCUUAUGGAUGCCAUCAGCUUCGUGUUGGCAGAGAAGACCAGUAACCUGCGUGUGAAGACUCUGAAGGAUCUGAUCCAUGGAGCGCCUGUAGGGAAGCCAGCUGCCAACAGAGCCUUUGUCAGUAUGGUGUACCAGGAGGACAAUGGAGAGGAGCGCUCCUUCACAAGGAUCAUCAUCGGUUCCUCUUCUGAGUACCGCAUCAACAACAAGGUGGUGGGCCUGCCUGAAUACAGUGAAGAGCUGGAAAAACUCGGCAUUCUCAUCAAGGCUCGGAACUUCCUGGUUUUCCAGGGAGCCGUGGAGUCCAUCGCCAUGAAGAACCCCAAAGAGCGUACAGCUCUGUUUGAGGAGAUCUCACGUUCUGGAGAACUGGCCCAGGAGUACGACCGGAGAAAGAAGGAGAUGGUGAAAGCAGAAGAGGACACACAAUUCAAUUACCAUCGUAAGAAAAACAUUGCUGCUGAGCGCAAAGAAGCCAAGCAAGAGAAAGAGGAGGCUGAGCGUUACCAGCGUCUGAAGGAUGAAGUGGCCAGAGCCAGUGUUCAGUUGCAGCUCUUCAAGCUGUACCACAACGAGACUGAGAUUGAGAAGCUAAACAAAGAGCUGGGCCAGCGGAACAAGGAGAUUGACAAGGACCGUAAAAAGAUGGACCAUGUGGAGGAGGAGCUGAAGGACAAGAAGAAGGAGCUAGGCAGACUGAUGAGGGAGCAGCAAACCAUUGAGAAAGAGAUCAAAGAGAAGGACUCUGAGUUGAACCAAAAGAGGCCGCAGUACAUCAAGGCCAAAGAGAACACUUCUCACAAGAUCAAGAAGCUUGAGGCGGCACGUAAAUCGUUGCAGAAUGCCCAGAAGAUGUACAAGAAACGCAAGGCUGAUAUGGAUGAGUUAGAUAAAGAGAUGAGGGCAGUGGAGCUGGCCAAGCAAGAGUUUGAGGAGCGCAUGGAGGAGGAGGCGCAGAGCCAGGGCCAGGAUCUUACCCUGGAGGAAAAUCAGGUCAAGCAGUACCAUCGUCUCAAGGAGGAGGCGAGUAAACGUGCAGCCACAUUGGCACAAGAGCUGGAGAAGUUCAACCGCGACCAGAAGGCCGACCAGGAUCGUCUUGACUUGGAGGAGAGGAAGAAAGUGGAGACAGAGGCCAAAAUCAAACAGAAGAUUCGAGAAAUUGAGGAAAACCAGAAGCGUAUUGAGAAAUUAGAGGAUUACAUCACCACCAGCAGGCAGUCUCUAGAUGAGCAGAAACGCAUGGAGGAGGAGCUGACCGACGAGGUGGAGAUGGCCAAGAGGAGGAUUGAUGAGAUCAACAUGGAGCUUAACCAGGUAAUGGAGCAGCUGGGAGAUGCCAGGAUCGACAGGCAGGAGAACAGUCGCCAGCAACGCAAGGCUGAGAUCAUGGAGAGUAUUAAAAGACUCUACCCUGGCUCUGUGUAUGGUCGUCUAAUUGACCUGUGCCAGCCCACUCAGAAGAAGUAUCAGAUUGCUGUGACCAAAGUGUUGGGCAAGAACAUGGACGCCAUCAUUGUUGACUCUGAGAAGACUGGCAGAGACUGUAUUCAAUACAUCAAGGAGCAGAGAGGAGAGCCUGAGACUUUUCUUCCUCUCGACUACCUAGAGGUAAAACCAACAGAUGAGAAACUGAGAGAACUGCGAGGAGCCAAGCUGGUGAUUGAUGUGAUUCGCUACGAGCCUCCCCACAUCAAGAAAGCCCUCCAGUAUGCUUGUGGCAACGCCCUGGUCUGUGAGAAUGUAGAAGAUGCACGAAGGAUUGCUUUUGGAGGGCCAUACAGACACAAGACUGUAGCCCUGGACGGUACCCUGUUCCAGAAGUCUGGAGUCAUCUCUGGAGGAGCCAGUGACCUGAAGGCCAAGGCCAGGCGCUGGGAUGAGAAGGCGGUGGAUAAGCUCAAGGAGAAGAAAGAAAAACUCACUGAAGAGCUCAAGGAGCAAAUGAAAGCCAAGAGGAAGGAGGCAGAGCUGCGUCAGGUGCAGUCUCAGGCACACGGUCUGCAGAUGAGACUGAAGUACUCCCAGAGUGACCUGGAACAGACAAAAACUCGUCACCUCUCCCUCAACAUGCAGGAGAAGUCUAAGCUGGAGAGUGAAUUGGCAAACUUUGGCCCUCGCAUCAACGACAUCAAGAGAAUCAUCCAGUCCCGUGAGAGGGAAAUAACUGACCUUCGGGACCGCAUGAACCUGGUGGAGGAUGAGGUGUUUGUGGAGUUUUGUAAGGAGAUCGGAGUGAGGAACAUCAGAGAGUUCGAGGAGGAGAAGGUGAAGAGGCAGAAUGAGAUUGCAAAGAAGCGUCUUGAGUUUGAGACCCAGAAGACCCGUCUUGGUAUCCAGGUAGACUACGAGAAGAACCAGCUGAAGGAGGACCAGGAGAAGGUCAUGAUGUGGGAGCAGACCGUCAAGAAGGACGAGGCUGAAAUAGAACGACUCAAGAAGGAGGAACACAGGCACAUGAAGAUCAUUGAUGAGACAAUGGCCCAACUGCAGGAUCUGAAGAACCAGCAUCUCACCAAGAAAUCUGAAGUCAAUGAUAAAAACCACGAGAUGGAGGAGAUCCGCAAAAAACUGGGUGGCGCCAACAAAGAGUUAACUCAGCUCCAGAAGGAGGUGACAGCCAUUGAGACCAAACUGGAGCAGAAGCGCAGCGACCGUCACAACCUGCUGCAAGCCUGCAAAAUGCAGGAUAUCAGACUGCCUCUUCGGUCCGGAACAAUGGACGAUAUCAGCCAGGGAGAGGGGAGUUCACAGACAGAUGAGUCCAGCAGCCAGAGGACGUCCAGCAGCGUUCUGGCUAAAGAGGCUCUCAUAGAGAUCGACUACAGCAACCUGACUGAAGACCUUAAGGAUGCGCUGUCAGAGGAGGAGAUCAAGGCAGAGACAAACACUCUGCAGCAGCGUCUGAACGAGCAGCAAAGCAUCCUUCAGAGGAUCAGUGCACCCAACAUGAAGGCCAUGGAGAAGCUUGAGAGUGUCAGGGACAAGUUCCAAGAAACAAGUGACGAGUUUGAGGCCGCUCGUAAGAGAGCCAAAAAGGCCAAGCAAGCCUUUGAGCAGAUCAAGAAAGAAAGGUUCGAUCGUUUCAACACCUGCUUCGAGUCUGUGGCCACCAACAUCGAUGAGAUCUAUAAGGCCCUUUCACGCAACAGCAGCGCCCAGGCUUUCCUGGGCCCAGAAAACCCAGAGGAGCCCUACCUGGAUGGCAUCAACUAUAACUGUGUGGCUCCAGGGAAGAGGUUCAGACCCAUGGAUAACCUGUCUGGAGGAGAGAAAACUGUCGCUGCCCUGGCUCUGCUCUUUGCUAUUCACAGCUACAAACCAGCCCCCUUCUUUGUCCUGGAUGAGAUCGACGCUGCUCUGGACAACACUAAUAUUGGCAAGGUGGCCAAUUACAUCAAAGACCAGUCGGUGCAGAACUUCCAGGCCAUCGUCAUUUCUCUGAAGGAGGAAUUCUACACCAAGGCAGACUCACUCAUCGGUGUUUAUCCAGAGCAAGGAGAUUGCGUCAUCAGCAAAGUGCUCACCUUUGAUCUGUCUCAGUAUCCUGAUGCCAACCCGAAUCCCAACGAAUAGGACAAGCACUCCCAACACUGGCAUUUUGGCAAGUCGGGUGUUCCAUUUGCUACUCUUUACUCUGUAGUCACAGAUCAUCUUUCAUUAGGUCCCACAUGUUAUUUCCUAUUGUUUUUUAUUAAGUUUGUGUAUUUUUUGGAUAUGCUACUGUAGUGAAUUAGUGUUUUUUUUUGUUUUGUUUUUUUAAAGUUGUGAGGGGUUGUUCUUUAUAGAUAGCGACAACCAGGAUGUAUGUACAUUAUUACAAGCCAGCCCUUUCUCAAUUUGGCCAUGCAAUACUGAUAAUUAUAGUGAAUAAAAAUGCAUUGUAAUCAAGUUAAAAUGAAACCUUUUUAACAGACUGUAGAGUUUGUAUCAUGCUUCUUUCAUGUGAUAAAAUGUGUGAAUCAAUUUCAGAGGUUUUAUACUGUUUCUGGCCCUCUUUCCAAUGGUGUGCUGUAAAGCUCUUGCCUGUCCUCUGUUGUGUGUACUAAAAGAUGUAUUUGCAUUUUCAUACGUGCUACUUUUUUUCUUUUUUCUUUUUCUUUUUUAAAGCUCAAUCAGGAAGCUGUUGUUACAGUACGGUGGAUACAUUCCCGUGUGUGAUAGCUGAAUAAAACCCCUAGUCAGCUGCGUACGGUGGUGCUAUAAUGAGAUCAUGGAGUUUUGUCAAAACUGUCACCAGAAAAUGAUUGGAAAGGAAAUAUGCUGAGCUAAUAAGGCUGAAUGAAUAACGACGGUCUCUUUAUAUUCCCUCAGUACCAUUCUGAGUCAGCUUUAGGCAAAUGGAAAACUCAACAUGAGUAAGAGAAAAUUCUGUCAGGUCUGUUUUAUUGAUCGCUUGGCUUCAAUAAAUAAAAUUUGAAUAAUUUAA